Phaeoacremonium minimum UCRPA7 is the source of this 8907-nucleotide messenger RNA. RefSeq lists its product as hypothetical. Bases 1 to 8907 code for a protein of 2968 amino acids. Lineage: Eukaryota; Fungi; Ascomycota; Sordariomycetes; Togniniales; Togniniaceae. The record is from RefSeq and is a predicted model, not a curated record. The transcript has 2 exons.
AUGGCGCUCCUCAACCCUACCUUCAUAUUCGGCAUAUUCGUCGUCCUCUACCUCGCGUCCUUCAUACUGUUCGCCGUCAUUCGAAUCCUCACCGGCCUCUCGAUCCAGCGCAUCGGCUACUUCUCUCUUCGACGCAUCGCAUACGCCCCUCGUGACGGCCUCAAGAUCGAGAUACGCGGGCUGGGGCUCAACCUCCACCGCCCGACCUUUGCCCAGCCGACAUGGCUCAGCGUCGUGGUGAGCGAGCUGGUCGUGACCGUCGAUGUCCAGCAGCUCGAAAGCCAAAAACCAGCCGAGGCUGAGCCGGAGGACGAGGAUGACCCGAAGAACCACACCAAAGACAAUGGACAGACGAAACCGCUGCUCAAGACGCCCAAGGCUCCGCUCAUUCGGCGCGGCACUGCCAGCGUGCCGCGGAGCGAGACUUGGAAGAAGCUCACUCGGAUCAAGGAGCGGCUCAAGAGACUGCACCGAAACGUGAACUGGCUGCGGAUGGUUGAUGUGGUGGCUACGAACUCGACGGUGAACAUUGUUGAUGUGGGAAAUGUGCAGUUCGGAAGCUUCACAGUGGCUGUCGAUACCAGGCGGAAGAUGGUUGAUCGAGCUCGAUUCUUCCUAGGAACAAGGUCUGGCAAGGGUCGGGAGAAGCAACAAGCCGAGUGGAUUAUGACUUUACGGAGUGUUCUGUUCACAGCAGAGGGCAACGAAUCACUGGAGAUUCUGGACCACACUACACUGAAUGUUCAUGGGUUUCUGUAUGAACAGCUGGACGGACUUCGGGACGCCUCUGUCGCCUUGAAAUUGGGUCGCGUGCACAUACCCUACGAUGACAUUGUCCUUUGCUCUAAGAAGUGGCAGCAGCUCCAACAGUCUGUGGCUGACCCAUCCUUGGAUGCCGAAUCAAUGGACGACUAUGUCGACAAAGUGAUCCAGGAACUUGAUCACCCGGGCAGCACCGACCAUGAGCUCAUGCAAACCGUCUCGGACUCCAAGGAGUUUGUCAGCUCUAUCCUCCGCGGCAUCAAGGAAGUCCAGUUCGCCGUCAGCUUUUUCGGAAUUACCAGGAAGAUUGAAGCAGUGAAGACCUCUGGCAGUCCAGUAUUACUCAAUGCAUCUAUGAAGGAGGUUGGUAUCGACCUCCACAGGCUGGAUCCUAAGUCUCCUGCACACAGGAUGUACUUCCCCUCGAAGGAUAUUGCACAUGAGGCCCUAGCCGCUGCUCUAUCUAUCUCAAUUGGCGUUGAUGAUGGCCAUGGCAAGCCGCAACGGAUCAUGUAUGUGCCCAUGGCCACAACAACGGUCAAGACAACACUGCCAUCCAAGACGGUCGAACUCACGGAUGCUGGAAGCGCAGAGCAGCGAAACGCCAAUAUUCUCUUCGCAAACUCUGUCGUCACAUCUCCGUCUGUGGACUUGGACCCCCGACAUCUUCCACUGCUUCUUGCCAUGCUCCAAUCUCGUCCAAAAGCGCCCAGAGCUCAUACUCAGCAACAACGCCAUCUUCUGAUUUCUCGCUUACUACCAAAGGCAAACAUCAAGUUCUCAAUGCAUGAGCCUGUCAUCCGCAUAGCACUACCCCCUGUACUCAAGACAGAUGAUCCUGAUGAUUUCGACCUCAUCAUAUCUUCAAUCUCGUCGAUAUCACUCGACAUGGAAUCAUUCCAUUCUGCCGUCGAAGACAUGCACUACUCAUUAGCCUCCACAAUGCGUGUGCAGACUCACGACUUGUACUACCAAACUCUUGACGGCAGCCGCUUCGACCUUCUUCAGACAGAAUCUUUUGAUCUCAAGCUUCAGAUUAGCGCGUCUCCAGAGGUCCAUGUCAGCGCCACGGGCAAUCUCCAGACUUUUUCCAUCAAGAUGGUGCGGCCAGAGAUCACUGAUGGGCUGCGACAAAUCGUGCGACAAUUGCGUCUCAACGUGGAGCCUGACAAACGAGCGGUCUCGAAAACUAGCAAGGAUCCCAGUUUCUUGCGUGCUAUGCCACCUUGGCUCUUCCACUUCCAUCUUCAAGCCUCGGAUUUCAGCGCAGAAGUUGCUGGUGUUGAUGAGGAGAUCUCGGAUGAUACCCGGGGUGUGGCUCUUCAGCUAGAGUCAUGGUCAGCAGAAUAUCGGGCGCAAAGGUCUGACGGCAUCCCCAGGAGACCGGCUAGGAGGAGAGCAAGCAGCCGGACUAGUAUCUCGCCGGAUUCGGACAUUCUCAAGGCUGUGCCGAUCUCACCGAGGAAGAAGCACCAGAAUGAGGGUGACGGCCGUCGUCUUGCAAUCCACGUUCGUGGACUAGAAGCGUUCGUGGUAGAGUCUGCUGAGAAGUGGGAAGUCGAGCCUUUUGUCAAUGUGCCGCGCUUCGAGGUUGCUUUCUCGACUCUGAGUGAUGGCCAUGGCCCCAUAUUCCACAUACACUCCCACGUCAAGACUCUACUGGCACAAUAUUCCCUAUACCGCCACUACGCGGUCGGGGUUGCCACCCUCGUCCUUCGAAAGGCGUUUGUCCGUACUAGCAAAGAUGCUGCUGAAGCACGGUCCGGGACACGAACACCGGUUCGACAGACAUUUGAUACCAACUACCUGAGUCCCCCAAUGUCGCCGGACUACCCCUUCGCUGACGAAAACGAGGCGAAGCCGGCUCCGGAGCUCGUCGCUGUUGACUUCAAGGUGGCAUUUGCACAAGUCAAGGCAGACAUGCCGGCAGAUCCACCCCUCAUGCUGCAAAUCUAUAAUUUAGAAGCCGGCCGUCACCGCUGGGCGCCUCCCUUCUUCUCCUCGAAACUCAUACGCUUGUAUUCCGAGGCUCCUCGGAUGCGGAGGGUUUGGGCUAGGAUAGCCAGCAUUAAGGGCGGCAGGCUUGACUACCGCGAAUCCCGACGCAAGACUCCUGCUGGCGCCUUUGUGGAUGAGAAGAUGUUCGAUUUUGUAUCUGAGGCGAUGCGAGUUGCUGUUCCCCACGAGCUCAUCGUCAACAAGAUAUCUGACAACUUCAUCAAUGUGUUCAAGUCAGUGCAGCAGCUUCACCACAGGUUUCAAACCAGCACGAACGAGUAUAUUCUCGACAAGGUCCCAGAAAGGCCGAAAAAUGUGCCGAAGAUUUCUAUCAGAACCCGCACGCUCUUGUUUGAGCUAGAAGAUGGUGCGUUCGAGUGGAAGCUCGGCAUGAUCUACCGCGCGGGUCGGGUCGAGCAGUUACAGCGGCUGGCUCGUGAAGAAGCCUUCAGAGUCAAAUCGAAGAAAAUUCAUGAAGAAGAAGCAAGGAGAGAAUCCAGCAAAUUGCGGGCCCGCUCGGUCAAUCCCCGGGGCCGAUCUAACAACUCGGCUUCCUGGGCAAGGAGUCGGAGCGAGGAUGCUCGUCCUAGGUCACAGUCCGAAAACCACCCUCGAGGACGUGCACCACGAUAUGACCCUGAAGGCGGCUGUUCAGGGAUGACUGGGAGUGCCAAAGUCACCAUUGCUGAGGCUCGGCAUAAGCUGAACCAAUACUAUGCCCAAAGCUGGAAAAAGCGGAUCGACAGGCACUACCUAAUGGCUCAAAAUGGAAUGAAGGAAAUUCGCCAUAUGUUCUGGGGAACAGAUCAGUUGCCUGACGAUGUAGACGAUAGCGAGGCAAUUCUGAAGGUCCCAGAGCGCCCAGCCCUCAUGUCCGCGCUCAUCAAUGACCUCCAGUUCACUAUCGACAAACCCUCGUUCCCGCUGAAAGAACUGCCUGAUUUCCUUCACAAAGUUGGGAAAGGCAUGCCUCGUAAUAUGGAGUACUCGUUACUCAUUCCCAUGAACGUUCAGAUUAACAUGGGUGAAGCACGCAUCUCAUUGAGAGAUUAUCCACUGCCACUUCUUCAUGUUCCAGCCAUCCGAUCUGGCCAGUCUUCUCGGCUGCCAGCGCUGUCGAUGAGGACUGAUUUCGUCAUCGCUGAGGAAUUCCGAGGCAUUGAGUCGACUCGCCGGAUAAGAGUCAAUAUCAUUCCUCCGAAGAGCCUUGAGCCUGGCGCCACUCAUGAGGGCAGCUUUGCCAUUGACGUCAGACGCACUAUUGGUCCGGUCAAGUCGUUCUCUGAUAUGAGCAUUGACAUCAAUACGGCUCUACCGACGAGAAUCACAUGGGGUCCAUCCUACCAGCCUGCGAUUCAAGACAUGAUGAUGGUCAUUGAGUCAUUUACCAAACCGCAACUCGAUCCGUCUGACCGCGUUGGCUUCUGGGACAAGAUCCGACUGAACUUCCACUCUCGAGUCCGGGUUGCUUGGAAAGGCGAUGGUGAUGUGCACUUCGCUCUAAAAGGCGCGCGCGACCCUUACCAAGUUACUGGGAAGGGCGCUGGAUUUCUCAUGUGCUGGCGUAACGACGUCCGCUGGAAUAUCCACUCGGAUGACGAUCCGAAGCGUUUCAUGACGGUAGACAGUGGAGAGUACGUUCUGGCAAUACCUGACUACAGUCAUCAUGCUCGAGAGGCUGCGCGCAGUAGUGGAGAGGAUGAUAGUCUCAUGAGCGAAGACUCGCUGAAAUCCGGUGCUGCGUUCAAGAAGGUCGUGAUGAAGCUCUCUGGUAAGGUGCAGUGGCUUGCUGGUCUUGUGUUCGAGCAGGCUAUCAGUAAUGGCCUGAGAAAAUUCGACUUCAAACCCCAUUAUGAUGUCGUUCUCAAGGCUCCGAAUUAUGCGAAGGGAGAAAAUGGCAGACCAUACGAUGCGUUCCGUGGCUUCCGAAGCCAACACAUCCACCUGUCAAUCGCGGUCAGAGCCCCAGUCGAUCGUGAUUGGACGUCAUCCAACGUCGAUCCUUCACGCAGUUACAAUACUGUCCACCUGACGCCUCGCUUCUUCACCCAUUUCUUCUCGUGGUGGUCGCUGUUCAGCGGCCCCAUGUCUCUUCCCAUUCGUCAAGGUCUUCUUUGGCCCGGCCGUGAGAAGAACAGCAAGAAGUUUGGCCGACACCUAGCAACGAUCAAGUACAACCUCCUUCUUGCGCCGCUUUUCCUCAGCCAUAUCUAUAAACACAAAGAUGUCGAAGAUUACUCGGAGGACGCCGUCUCGGCAACUGGUAUCAAAGUCCGGUUUGAUAGCUUCAUGCUUGAUCUUCACCAGAGGCGCGAAGAGUUCAACACUAGAGACAAGGGUAGAAAGACCCAAAGCAGGACGACGGGAAUGAAGAUUCAUUCAGCUCAACUCGAUCUAGCUUCAGCUGAUGUUCGUGCUGUCUCUGCUAGCAUCAAGGGCACAACAACAGAAGCUAUUCACAAGAAUACACUGUCGACAUUCGUCACUGAUCAAGACGAUGAUGGGACGGAUCUGUCACGCUUCACAAUUCCUGAUAAUGACUUUAGCUGGAUUGAUAUGGAUGAUUUCGUCGAGCUCGACUGGAUUCUCCCUACUGAGCCGAACCCAGACACGACAAUUCUUCCCCUUGCCUAUGCGCCAAGGCUCACCUAUUUCAGACAAACGGAUAUCGGGGGCGCUAUUGAUGGAGACCCUGAUAGAACCAGCCCAUUUGGUCAAGAGCCUACACAUCUGUGCAUCAUGACACAAGACGAUGACCCACGGAGAGUACAGCAGCAGCUCGUUCAAAAUCGCCUAGAACAAUUACAAAAGCAGAUGGAGAACCAUACCCGAAGCAUAGGCGAGGCAGAGCUCAAGUUGAUCAAGGACGGCGACGGUCAACCCUCGCUCAAAACCGAGUUCGAAACCCUUGCCGGACACAGCAAUGUUCUUCAUGACAAGAAGUCAUUCCUUGAGGGAAUGCUUGAGCAGAUGACUGUCUCGACGGUACAGAGCGACGUCAAGGAAAGGACAAAUAGCUCCAGUAGCGAUGGCAGCACUUCUGAAACGUCAAUGAAGAUGGGAGAGCAAUCCAUGUCAAUUCCUUCUGGCGCAGAUUUUGCCAGCGACUUCAAGAAUCGUUUUGUGGUCCAUAAUAUGCAGCUCAAGUGGAACAACACUCUCAGGAAUAUUAUUCUACGCUAUAUCCACCAAGUCAGUCAACGACGAGGCUUUGUCUACUAUCUCUCCCGGCCCGCUGUCAAGUUUAUCCUGGAUAUUGUUGAGGAGCAGGCCAAACUCAAGGCAAACAAAGCCAAGGCCGAUGCCGCUUCGCCCGCUACUGGCUCAACAGCAUCAACCAACGGAAAUGGACUUGAUAGGGAGACCACAAGGGAUAUUGAAGAUAGAAUCCGCAAAAUCCUGCAGGAUGGUCGCAAGUUUGUCAACGCUGACGAGUCGAGCGGUGGGGAGGAGAGUGUGCCAAAUGUCUCCAUGGAGGAUCUCUCUGGCGGCAUAGCUGAUGGCUUCACGCCGCAGAGCAGCUACCAUGUUCGCUUGAUUGCUCCGCAAAUCCAACUACAGAGCGACAAGAACAAGAAGCACGUGGUGCUGGUCACGGCAAAGGGUAUGGAGUUGAAGGUAGUAGAGGUCUUGGACAAGGACAGAAUCUCGGAUAUCGUGAGCGGUCUGGUCCAAAGGCGAUUCCUGGUGAGCAUGGACAGCACUCAAUUCUUCGUCACUCAUCAGAAGUGGUUCUCCACCCAGUUGCUGUCAAUGUACUCGGGCAGCACCUAUGGCACGCCCAAAGGAACAUCCUGGCCACCUUGGGUGCCCAUGGAAGUCAUGUUCGACUUCCAGACAGAUCCCUUCGGAUUCAAGCGAGUCGUGCAGAAAACUUCGGCCAUGCUGCGUUAUGAUAAGUACAACACGCUGCGGUUGAAGUACAAUGACGAGGUCAACACUGGAGAGGCUGGCGCUAGUCCAUCCGACGAUUCAUCUGACAGCCGCAUGGACAAUCUGUGGGUCGAAUUCCCGCAAGCGAGAGCUAUCUGCAAUUCAUCACAGUACUAUGCGAUCUACGUCAUCGUGUUGGACUUGUUGAUGUACAACGAGCCCUUGGAGAAGACUCGAAGCGAGCGCCUCGAGAAGAUCAUGCUCGCGUCCGACUUCAGCGACCUCCGAGGAGCCCCCGAGAUGGUCAUCAAAUUGCAGGAUCGCAUCCGCCAGUUGGAAGAAAUCAAGACGCACUUCCAGAUCCACACCAAAUAUCUCGAUACAAAGGGCUGGGAGGAUCGACUGGUCCUGGAGCGAGAUCUCGCUGCUUGCGAAGACGAAUUAUUCUUCAUGAUGAAGGCGAUCACUACUUCACAGCGGAAAUAUGAUACAACGCAGAGCAAUGCGCUGUUGAAGUGGAGCAUCUCAGCCAAGGAGAUUGUCUGGCAUCUCAUUCGCGAUUCUAAUGACCCUCUCUGCGAGCUUCAACUGAAGGAUGUCGAGUACGACCGCACAGACAACUCUGAUGGGUCGCACAUCAACCUGAUUCAGGUCGGCAAGGUGCUUGGUCUGAACCUACUGCCCGAUGCAAUUUAUCCUGAGAUGGUUGCUCCUUAUCUCGAAGAUCCCCGGGCCGCAUUUGACAUGGAGAAGCAGCCCAUGAUUCGGGUGUACUGGUAUAUGCUUGAAGCAAUAGCUGGUAUUCCGGUCAUGGACCAAUUCGAAGUGAAUCUCUUUCCAAUGAAGAUCCAGCUAGAAAGAGAAGUGGGCAAGAAGCUGUUUGAGUACAUCUUCCCCGGCAUCGAGGGCGAGAAACUCGGCGCCGGUAAGAACGACUCGCCAUUCAUGAUGAAACAAACGCUACCCGGCGGUGACGAAGAUGUGGAUGCGGAUGAUGACUCUCUGAGCGGGUCGGUCGGACGGCUUGGCUCAGCUGCCUCUGACAAGGAGAGAGACCCAGGCUCGUUCAUGACGAGAGCUGGCUCUCUUGAGCUGAGACUCCGGCCAACAUUGACUUCUGACUCCAAAGUCAGUCCAGUGAAGAAGCAGGCGCUGAGCAUCCACUCUGGUGAAGGGCAUUCGUUCAGAUUCUUCCGCUCAACGGGCUCUUCUUCUAGAAUUCCUACCAAGAAGGCCUCGCGCGAGUCGCUCCGGUCAAACAACACACCUCGCCCUGGAAUCGGUCGUAGCGGGACCGGCUUCUCGUCCAAGUUUGAUGCUAGCUCCACUGCGAGCGACUCGAAGAAGUCUCGCUUUGCCUUGCGCAAGUCUGAAGCAAAGGAGAAGACCACUUCAGAUGAUCUGACCAUGAUGAUCAACAGAGCAUCCAGCUAUAUGUCUUUUGCUCACAUUAAACUGCCAUCUGUGGUGUUAUGUCUCAGUUACAAGGGCAAGGGCGAUCGCAAUAUCGAAGAUGUGCAUGACUUCGUCUUCCGUCUGCCAACGAUUGAAUAUCGAAACAAGACUUGGUCUAAUCUCGAUCUUGCCCUAGCGCUCAAGAGCCAAAUCAUCAAGGCGCUUAUCAGUCAUACAGGUGCCAUUAUUGGCAACAAGUUCAGCAAGCAUCGUCCCAACACAGCGCAGCAGUCUAAGCUCCUGCCUCGCAGUGCGAGCAGGAGCCCCAGCAUUGCCUCCAGCCGCUCAUAUCGCAGCAGCAACAUGCAGAUCAACACUAGUGGAGUGGGUGGACAUACCGUGUCGGUGCCGAACUUCCUCAUGAUGACGCCGCCGACUCCUAAGGAGAGAACGGCGACGGAGUCGAGCUCGAACACAGGCUUGGGCAUCGGCCAUCUGAGACCCGAUUCAAGCAGCAGCAUGCGCGACUUUGGCAAGCGGCCAACUAGUAGCGCCAGCACGCUCGGAGAGUCGACGGAGCGGCGAAAGUCGACGCUGGGCCUUGGGGGCAGUAAUGGCGGCGGCUUCUUCAAGAAGAACUUCAAUGCCUUUGCGUCGAAGCUGCGGGACCGAGAGAGCUCGUCUAGCUCGACGAUUGGAGAUGAGCGACGGAGGUCGCGGUUCUCGGUUGGCGGCAACUCGACGCUAGGUGGAAACGAGCCCGUUGAUGAGGAAGAGGAGGAGAGUGGGCAGGAGAGCGAAAGGGAGAGGGAGAGAGAAAAAGAGAAGGAGGUGGAGAAGCGGCGGCUUAAUCGAGGGCUGCGGGUCAAGACGGGGUAG